Anopheles arabiensis is the source of this 2049-nucleotide messenger RNA. Its product is annotated as prolyl 3-hydroxylase sudestada1-like. The transcript has 6 exons. Lineage: Eukaryota; Metazoa; Arthropoda; Insecta; Diptera; Culicidae. The record is from RefSeq and is a predicted model, not a curated record. Gene Ontology annotation, cellular component: cytoplasm; GPI-anchor transamidase complex. Gene Ontology annotation, biological process: attachment of GPI anchor to protein; peptidyl-proline hydroxylation; regulation of translational termination. Gene Ontology annotation, molecular function: L-ascorbic acid binding; iron ion binding; peptidyl-proline dioxygenase activity. Bases 151 to 1917 code for a protein of 588 amino acids.
CAUUGUAUUUUUUUGCUUUGCUUUGCUUCGCACACGCAAGAAAACAAGGUGGAGCUGGUCUACCGAUAACUCUGCGGUGCGGUUCUAGUCCCGUUUGGAAAGUGUAGCUGCAUGUGCAAGUUGCAGCACGAUUGCAAAUAAGCUGUAAGCAUGAGUGCGAAGACGCCGAGUCAAGAAACAAAAGCACAAACCAAAGCGAGCAGCAGCAGCGAUAUGGCCACAGACAAGCGGCGGGUGCAGCAGGACGACGAUGCCUCCGGAGAACAAUGCGGAGCCGGUUCUUCUUCAGCAGCGCGCGAGGAUGCUGCCAUUCACAUCUACGCCACGAUUGCUUUCAUAGUCAUAAUCAUCGUGAUUGGUGUGCCAAUGUGGUGGAAAACGACCGAAGUCUACCGCGUUUCCCUACCCUACUCUGAAAUUCGAGCCCUGAAUGAGGAUCCAAUAAAGGCGACGUUUCGGUUGGGCCUGUACUGCCAGUCGGCCGAACGGCGAGAAAUUCUAUCAUUCGAGUUGCGCAAAAAAUUCGAACAAAAUUUUGUGUUCGAGCUGGAUCUGCAGCUGCUGUCCCUAGAUGCGGACACACUGUCCACAAUUAAGACACCGGCCAGGUUGGAGGCGGAACUGCAAAAACACUACCCAUCUACCUUGGGACAUUUUCUGUUCAUCGAAUGGCCUAAGCUGGACGACGACAUACUCGUUACCUCCGAUCGUACGGCUUUCAUAUCGGAAAGUGCAUCGUCCCUUAAGGCCUACCAAGUGCUGUCGUCAUGGUUACUGCAGGAAUACAAGCUCAAAGCAAUACUUGGCUCGAGAGACGCGCAGCAAACACUGAUGGGCCGCCAGUUGCGCCUGAACUCGGCACCGUUGCAAGCGCAGUACGAAGUGCUGAUAACUGUGCUAAAUCCUCGUCCCGAACUGCAGAAAGUGCACUGGAAUGCUCGUGCCGCGGCGGAAAAUUACAUUGAACCAUUCCUUAGCGAACUGUCGGGCAUCACCAACUUUACCAUCAAGACGCAAUGGAUUUACCAGGUCGGGCUGGAAGGGGCCGGCGCACAGCCGAAGCAAGUGCCGGACGAUUCGAAGCUUGGCCGCCAUUACGCGCUGGCCGAGGAUAGCUUGCCGCACAUUAUCACCUCGCUGGAGAAGAAGCUCGGCACACAGAUCACCGACAAUCCGUGCAUUCAUCUCGUCGUGUACGUUCCUCCCUGUGCGCAAGCCCCGCUGCGCAUUUACCGCAAGGACGGGCAGCGUGCAGCACCGCUGGCCAGCAACGUGGAAGCGUUCACGUCGGCCAAAUGGGGUGGCAUUGUGUUUGCGAACCCGGCCGAAGCGACCUGCGUCCGGUACAUGGAAACGGAACAGUUUAGCGAUGUGUACAUACACGCGCAGGACGUAAUGCCGGUGCUGCUGUACCAGCUGCGCAAAAUAUUCGAUCUUGAAAACAAUACGCCCCUGCUGGACGCAACGCUCGUGCCGUACAGUACGAUCGAGCCGCGCGCCUGGGAGGUGGACACGUUCAUGCGUACGAACACCAUCUAUCUGGUGCACUCGGCUACCACGACGCUGCAGUCGCUGAUCCAGCUGCUCGGCGGCAUCGAGUACAUCGUCAUCAACGACGAGGUAGGUGCGGCCAUUCAGACCGCCCACCAAAAGAUAGUGGCAGCGAAGCAGCAGCUGCGGGCGGGCAGGCUACAGCAGGCGGCCCUGCUAGCGCGGGAAGCGUACACGUCGGCGGAGAGAGCGUUUUUCGACCCGAGCAUGCUGGCCCUGCUGUACUUCCCGGACGAGCAAAAGUAUGCCAUCUACAUUCCGCUCUUUCUGCCCAUCAUGAUUCCGGUGGUGUUUUCGUUCAACACCAUACUGAAGUAUUUCCGCAAGCGAAAGGCCACCCCGGCGACCAAAGCUAAGGAAGAGUGAAUGAAGUUUGCAAUGACUCCCCUUCUAUGGUCCUUUCUCGUGUGUUUUUGAACCGAAAGAAAUGCAGUUUGUAGUAGAAGGCUUACUUUAUUCAUUUCCUCGCGCAAAUAGGAAAAUAUACUCUAAAACAAC